Messenger RNA from Patiria miniata (bat star), 1736 nucleotides. RefSeq lists its product as uncharacterized. The record is from RefSeq and is a predicted model, not a curated record. Bases 65 to 1693 code for a protein of 542 amino acids. NCBI's taxonomy places the organism in Eukaryota, Metazoa, Echinodermata, Asteroidea, Valvatida, Asterinidae. The transcript has 2 exons.
AAUGCUUAACCGAUCCGGCGGCAAGCAAACUGAUUGCCAGGAAUUCACUGAUUAUUAACCAACUAUGGAAGAUAUCAAACUCCAAAGGAAGUUUGAUUUCAUCAUAUCUCCGCAAGAAUGGGAAGAGAGCAUUCACAUCAAGCAGACCCACAAGCAACGAUCUCUUCAAGGUUACUCUAGAAUUUUCUCACGGGAAGUCGCAGUGACGAAUCCACACUGUUCGUUGCUUUUCAAGUACAAUCGUGUCCGAAAGGUCGGCAGCAGGAAGGGAAAUAUGCCGUUUUUCCACGGUAAAGGGCUUUGCAGAAUUGAAGGAUGUACUAGGUACGACUUCAUUAUCAGGAAAGAAGUAAAACGGGGCACCCGAGUUAAAGUUAGGGUUAAAGUGUCUGGUGAACUUAACCAUCCCCAAGGUGAAAUUCACACGCUGAAUGAAAGGGAAGACAUAAAGCAUUUGAUGUUGAAUACAGCUACACAACCAAGUCCUGCACAAAACCACUCGAAUCUUGAAAAUUCAAGCGAUGAGGGUUCUGGCAACGAUUACGACGCUCUUACGGAUCUAGUGGCACAAGGCGAAGUGGAUGUAUUCCGUGAGAUCGAAAUUGUCAGAGAAAUCACGUCCGACUUGAUACCUGGUGGUUUUGUACGUUACAUAGGUGUCUUCCCACUGGGAGUGAUUAUGUACACCGUAGAACAGAUUCAGUUACUGAGCAGUUCGCUCAAAGACGGACAGUGCACUGUUUUCAUGGACACAACAAGAUCAUUGGUGAAAAACCUUCCAGGCAGGCCACAAGACGUGUUGUACUCUGCGCUUGUUGUUGAAGGGUGUAGUGAGAACUCAGCUAUGGCAGUUGCAGAGUUCUUCACCGAUGACAACACCCUUCCGAAAGUUUCAUACUUUCUGAAUAUCGUGAGGCGUGCCCUCAAGCAGGCCGAUCCGAAGAACAACGUCCCGCAAAACAUUGUGAUGAACUACAACUGGGCGUGGAUUAAUGCUGUCAACAUGGCUUUCAAUGAUAUGUCUACGUUGUCGUUUCUCGAGCAUGCGUGGAUUGACAAGCUGCCGCCAUGCAAGAUUCACAUCUGCAGCACGCAUGUGAUGCGAACAGUAGCCACACGUCUCUACGAUGUGGACGUCCGCAAAAAGUACUUCAUCCUGUUAUGUGUCGGGUGUUUGAUUGUGGCGACAUCAAAGACCAAACUUGACGAGAUAUUCAGCAUGAUGUGCGAAGCGCUCCUAUCCAAGCAAGCACCCAGCGAGAACAUACAGGAACACCUACAAUCUCAGCUGGUUGGAGUCUCAAUUGACUUCGACCAUGAUAAGAUUGAAGGUCACGUUUCCACCGGCGAAACUGAGAACUUCUGUAACCUGACCGAGUCUCCGUACUACAAGCACUACCAUACAAUCAGGAUGUUGUUUGAUUGUAACAAGGAUACAGCGCCUGUCAAGAACCCGUACUACGCUCCCGAGUUCCUCCACUAUUUCCUGCGUUGGUUUAUGUCCAUCGCGCCACUGUGGACAGGCAUGCUGGGAACAAGGAGUUCGCUCACGUCCAGUGCGCCAGCGAGAAACUGGUUCCAGAAAGUGGAAGAAAGCGUCCUGCACCGCAAGAAGAGACUGGGACCGAGCAAGUUUGUCCGCGCCAUGGCGGGCAGUUUGAGCAAAAGAAUGCGAGAAUUCAAACUUUCUUAAACUUGAGUUAGAGUUGAAAAUUGUGACACCGGUAUAAGUGCCA